UUUUUUCACUUUUCAUUCGCUACUUGUUUUUUUAGUUUCUUCGUGUGUUGUACAUUCUAAUUCUAAUUUUGAUUUUUUUUUCAUUACAUAAAAUUUAUAUUUCAAAUAGAUAUCAACCAUUUUGUUGUGAUUCUGAUUGUCCAUUCAUUCAAUUAACGAUGACACAAGAUAAACAUUCGUUUAUUGGUCUUGGAAAUCCAUUAUUGGAUGUUAUGGCAUCUUGUGAUGAAGAAUUUCUUAAAAAAUACGAUCUCAAACCUAAUGAUGCUAUUUUGGCUGACACUAAACAUGCAAAACUUUGUUCCGAAAUGUUAGAAAAAUUUAAUGUUCAAUAUUUAGCCGGUGGUUCGGUACAGAAUACAAUGCGUGUUGCACAAUGGUUUUUUAAAGAGCCAAAUGUUUGUGUAUUUUUUGGCUGUGUUGGUGAUGAUGAUUUUGGUCGACAAAUGAAACGUAAAGCAGAAGAAGAUCAUGUAAAUGCUGUUUAUAUGGUUGAUUCAGAAACACCUACCGGUACUUGUGCUUGUUUGAUUACAAAACAUGGUAAACAUCGAUCAUUAUGUGCAUAUCUUGGAGCAUCACAAAAAUUCUCAAUCGAUCAUGUGAAAAAAAACAUUGAUUUGGUCGAAUCGGCACGUAUAUAUUAUGUAUCGGGUUUUCAUUUGAUUAUCAGUUUAGAACCAACAUUAUUAUUGGCUAAACAUGCACAUCAAUUUCAACAUAAAUUGUUUGUUAUAAAUCUUUCUGCACCAUAUAUUUCUGAAUUUUAUUCAGAACAAUUACUUCAAGUUAUGCCAUAUGUAGAUCUAUUGUUUGGUAAUGACAGUGAAGCUAAUUCUUUUGCUAAGAUGCAAAACUGGGAGACUACUGAUGUAAAAGAAAUUGCUCAAAAAAUAGCUGAUUGGGAACCAAUUUAUCGUCCACGAACAGUUAUAAUAACACAAGGAAAACGUCCAAUAAUUGUUGCCUUUUCAAAUAAUCGACUACCAUUGGAAACAUAUACGGUACCGCUGUUAAAAGAUGAGGAAAUUGUCGAUACUAAUGGUGCUGGUGAUGCAUUUGUUGGUGGAUAUAUUGCCUAUCUUUUGGCAAACAAACCAUUGUCCGAAUGUAUGAAAGCUGCAAGUUUUGCUGCACAAGAAGUAAUUAAACAAUCUGGUUGUACUUUUCCAAAAGAAAAUCGAAUGAAACUUUGAAUAAGAUAUUAAAUUUUAG
This is a messenger RNA of Dermatophagoides pteronyssinus (European house dust mite), 1215 nucleotides long. Its product is annotated as adenosine kinase-like. The record is from RefSeq and is a predicted model, not a curated record. NCBI's taxonomy places the organism in Eukaryota, Metazoa, Arthropoda, Arachnida, Sarcoptiformes, Pyroglyphidae. Gene Ontology annotation, molecular function: adenosine kinase activity. Gene Ontology annotation, cellular component: nucleus; cytosol. Gene Ontology annotation, biological process: purine nucleobase metabolic process; purine ribonucleoside salvage.